AUGCAGCAAACUACAACUAUCCAAACUCAAGAAAAGAUGGGACGACGAAGAAAAAUCUCAGCACACAACAUCUUUCCGAGUCAUAAUGGUGCUUUAUCCCAUGUUGUUGCAUUUGUCGCCACUCUGGGUUUUGUUAUUUAUUCUUCCAGCGACAAUAAAGAAAAGAAAGAAUCGUUUAUAAGAAAACAUCUAGAUUCAACUAUUAAUUUCAUUCAUCUGUUAACGUUUGCUACGUGGGUUGGCAUUCAAGUUUGGGUGCAAGUGUCAGGUAAGAUCUAUCUCUAACAUUUGAGUACACCCAAAAUUAAAGUUAUAGAAAGUGCUCUAAAAUUAUUUUUGGCCAAAACUUUUGUUAGACUGCUCGUUCAACUUUAAUUAACGCCUGUUUUUGAUUCCAAAACGUGUGCGUACCAAGUCGGGGAAACUUGCGACUUUGAGUCGUUGACAAUUGGGAUACAGUUAAGAGAGCUCAACGUUCAAUAUAGCAUCAAGAAACCCUGUAUAAGAAAAAAAUAAACCUGAAAUAUAAGAAACCCUGCAUGAUGAGGGGGUUGCCUUUAGAGUGCAGCUUUUACCUGUAGUCUUAACCAUCGACUUCAUGGUACAAUUAGAGAAAUAAGUCUAUUACAAUGAAUCACAACGCUCUCUGACACGAUAUUUUUAUUUACGAGCUUUCGGCUAUCAGAUCUAUAACCUUCAAGAGAACGUUGUGAUGACUGAUGUAUAAUUAAUGUUUUUGAUCAGUUGUUGGUUUUCCAGGGAAAGUUAAUUUUCUCUGUAGUAUUAAUUAAUGAAGGUAUUUCUGUUUGUUCUCACAGGUUUCACGAUGUUUAAAACGUUGACCAGAAGCGCGUUUGCGCAAGUCCAGAGUCGAAUCUUCCCAAUGUACUUCAUAUCUGGCAUAAUAAUGAGUACUAUCUCGCUCUUCACUCAUCUGUACAUGAAUCCCGUGAAAUCAUGGCAGGAAGACAGUCUAUCUUUGUAUCAGGUGUGUAAAGCCACGGCAUUUGUGCUUUUCCAUGCGGUAUAUUGUACAUUAAUCUUUCUCAGGCCGUGCGACCAGGCCUUUUCCACACAAGGACACAAGCUUGGUCGCAUGGCACGAGGAAGACUAGUUUGGUCAAUACAUAUAGUUAUGAAAUACCGCAAUCUUGCUUUCCUUGAAAAAGGCCCUCUAUAUUCUAACUCUUUCUCACUUUACUGAAUUAUGCCAGUCAAUAGACCUUUGCCCUUUUUAGUGAAAUUUUGAUCUAGACAAGCCUGGACAAAAAUUUCAUCACAGCUUGAAAGAGCAUCACAAAAUUAGUAAUAUUCCGAAGUUUCGUUGCGAAAUGUUGUAAAAUGCGGACAAUAUAGCCUUGCGAAGUUUGCCGUUUUUCAGUCAUUUUGCAUUACAAACGGGAAAUUGAUAAUCAGUUUGAUCAUCUGAUUAUCAAUUUCCCAUUUGUAAUCAAAAUGACUGAAAAACGGCAAACUUCGCAAGGCUAUAUUAUCCGCAUUUUACAACAUUUCGCAACGAAACUUUGCAAUAUUACUAAUUUUGCGAUGCUCUUCCAAGCUGUGAUGAAAUUUUUGUCCAGACUGGUCUAGAUCAAAAUCUCACUUAAAAGGGGAAAGGUUUAUUGAAGAAUUGAAUUUCACAGAUUGAAGACAAGAUCAUUGUAUAUAAAAAAAUUAAUAAAUGUUUAAAACAUUUGGGGCAAAACCGGAAGUUAAAUAUAAAUGUUUUCAACUAACAGCUGGCCCUGGGAAAAAGAAAUCAAUGCAUAUCAUUUGUCGUAAACAAAGUAUUUCGGCAGCUGUACGUGUCACUUAGUGCUGUUCUCUACCACUGCAGCAGUAUGUAGACUAUGUAGUUUGCUCGCAGGGACAUGUUGUACACUAUUCACAAUUCAGAAGAAAUUGAGCGAAAAAUUUCGACAACGAAUUCUUUCUUGCAAGUGGAAAUCCAGCUUUAGUCUUUAGCAAACUUAUUGAUUAAAAUAACGAAUUAAUAUGUAAUUUUCCAUGUAUAGACACUCAGUAUCUCUGUUUCCUUGCUGUGUUCACUUGUGAAUUACUUCUACCUUGGACCUGAGACGAUCAGGAUGGUGCAGAUCAGAGCACAACGUGUAAAGUUUCUCGGAAUUGAAGAUGGUGUUGGUCCAGUUAGUCCAAAACUCGUAGAGCAUGAUUUUACGUACAGGGAAAUAAAACAAAGAUUUAUCAAAAUGCACGCAGCAUGUUCUAUGGUGAAUGUUAUAUGUUAUGGUGCUUGUGGUGUCAACCUGUGGUGCUUGGCUAGUAAGCAAGUCUUGUGUUAG
Paramuricea clavata is the source of this 2303-nucleotide messenger RNA. NCBI's taxonomy places the organism in Eukaryota, Metazoa, Cnidaria, Anthozoa, Malacalcyonacea, Plexauridae. The record is from the annotation of a GenBank genome assembly.